UUCUUCCCCGGCGAGCUGAACCCACGUGGGUUAUCCAUCCUGCUGUCGCUAGAGCCCUACCGAGCGUGGAAACCUCGAGUUUUCUGUUUGCAUCCGACAAUUCAGCUCCAGUGAUGGGGAAGGAGAGGAGAAUUCGCAAGACCGCGAGGAACAAUCCGCUAGGAACCCGGCGAGGGGUCAAAACGGAUACGGCACUACCGCUCACGGAAGAGCUCGACUUUCUAAAAACCAAAGAGGCGACCGCUAGUCUGGGAUUCUCGCUGGAUGAGCUACUGCAGAAAUUGCAAUCCCAGGUGCCCGACGAUCGAACAUCUGCUGCUGUGAUUCUGGCGAACCUGUCUUCGAGCCCUUCGACGGUGGACGGGGUGAAAAGAUUGGACAUAAUCAAAUUCGCCGCACCUCUCCUUCUCGACAAGAACAUACAUGUUCGACUGAAUAUAUCCCGCUUCCUCGGAGCCCUCGGCAACACCGGACACAGCACUUGCGACAAAUUAGUAGAAGGAGGAGUCAUGGCGAUAAUCGGCCAGGUCUUGGCGAGAUUCAUUGGCUGCGACUGGUCAAAAAUCGAUAAAAGCCAGAAUACUGUCCUCGCGGACAGUCUCUACCUGCUCGAGAAAUUGUGCGAGAGCAGUGCCGAGGCGGUCGAAUUUUUCAACAAGCAGAAUCUCAUCGACGUUGUGCUUCCUUUAUUGAGCGUCGAGCUGACGCGGUCCUUCACGAUCAGCGCGGCUGCUGGGAUGUGCUUGUUGGCUGUUACCGAGGAUAAUCCAGAGCUAGAGGAACGCUUGAGAAGCGAGAUUCCGGCCAUCAAGGGAAUCAUCACCCAGAGCCACGCGUCGAUGUCUCAGAUUUUCAUGAGAGCUAUAGGAGUAGCUUUGCUGUACAAUCUCGAUGAUCCCAACUCCGACCCGUCGUUCCAGCUGGAAGCCCUCAAGGGAGUUCUAGAGACUCCUUCAGAACAGCUGUCGGCUCUCGUGUCUGAGAAAAUUGUCAAAGUCACCGAGAUCGAGAGAGCUCGGGACAUCGAAGUAGAAAAUUUGGAGAAGCUCCACAAAGAAGUCGACGCUCAUGUCUCCGAACUCAGCGAGCUCCUCCGGGCGAAGAAGUUGGCUCUCGAGGUCCUGACGAACUGGUGUUGCGCCGGAGAUGAUGACGACGACGACGACGGUUGGGAAGAUGACGACUCCGACGGCGGAUCGAGUCAAGCCUCCAUCGACGAAACGAUGGAUACCGGAACGAAUGGCGAAGAUACACUGUCACCGGAGUUCAUGAGGGCCACGAGAGUCGCGAGCUUACUGCCUGUGAUCCUGCGUCAAACCGUGGACUUGCUUCCGCACCAGAACGAAUCGUUCAAGUUGAGCGCAGCGACGCAGAAUUUGAGAGCAGAAGCUGAGGACGUUCGUUGCCGCGCUUAUUUGUGCAUCGACAACAUGUUCCAACGCCUCCGGAUCGAAGACUUCGGAGGCCCCGACGAAGUUCGGUUACUUUUCGAAACGCUCAUGAAGGCGAUGAUCGAAGUCUGUCGAGCAGACAAGGAUCUCUUCGAAGUCAUCUCGUCGGCACUCCGUGGCAUUUUGGACUGUAUACUCAGGACGGAGAAGAGUCGGCGACCGAACGUGAUGUCGUGUGUCAACGCAGAGAGUCUAAUGAUGGUCUGCGAGACAUCUCAGAAGGGCAGAUGUGCCUCGACUAAAAUGAAUAUAUGCAGGAUAGUCACUACCCUAGCUCUUCUCGAAGCAUCUCUCUCUCCGGGUGCCGUAGAGUUUCUGUUCGUGGUCGCGACCGGCGACUCCGAUGUGCGGAUCUGCGCUGAGGCAUUUGACUGUAUCAUCGAUUUGUUCUCAGGCGAUGAUUACGAUGUCUACGUGCGGGAAUUUCAGCUCGUGGAAAAACUCAGGAGAGCUCUACCGAACUUCCGGACCAUGUAUAGAGCUUUAGGCAAAGGCGAAACCAAGAUGUUGGCUGUUACAUGCGGCAAAAAUUUGCGGCGCUUCAUCGACUACAAAGCUCGACGUCGACCCUAG
This is a messenger RNA of Galendromus occidentalis (western predatory mite), 2024 nucleotides long. RefSeq lists its product as uncharacterized. The record is from RefSeq and is a predicted model, not a curated record. The coding region runs from base 114 to 2024 and encodes 636 amino acids. Gene Ontology annotation, biological process: protein import into nucleus; ribosomal large subunit biogenesis. NCBI's taxonomy places the organism in Eukaryota, Metazoa, Arthropoda, Arachnida, Mesostigmata, Phytoseiidae. The transcript is spliced from 2 exons.